Messenger RNA from Prionailurus viverrinus (fishing cat), 2195 nucleotides. RefSeq names its product aldehyde dehydrogenase 5 family member A1 (gene ALDH5A1). Gene Ontology annotation, molecular function: succinate-semialdehyde dehydrogenase (NAD+) activity. Bases 2 to 1573 code for a protein of 523 amino acids. Gene Ontology annotation, biological process: GABA catabolic process. Lineage: Eukaryota; Metazoa; Chordata; Mammalia; Carnivora; Felidae. The transcript is spliced from 10 exons. The record is from RefSeq and is a predicted model, not a curated record.
CAUGGCGACCUGCCUGCGGCUGCGGAGCUGCCGGGCCCCGCGCCUCCCGCCCGCGCCCGCGGGCCGCGGCCUGCGCCCCGGCUGCCCCGCGCAGCCCCGCCGCUCUGCUGGGGGCCCGGCCGGCCUGUCCGCGGCGCUGCUGCGCACCGAGAGCUUCGUGGGCGGCCGCUGGCUCCCGGCCGCCGCCGCCUUCCCCGUGCACGACCCGGCCAGCGGCGCCCAGCUGGGCUUGGUGGCCGACUGCGGGGUGCCCGAGACCCGCGCCGCGGUGCGAGCCGCCUACGAGGCUUUCUGCAGCUGGAGGGGCGUCUCGGCCAAGGAGAGGAGUUCAUUACUUCGGAAAUGGUACGACUUAAUGAUGCAAAAUAAGGAUGACCUUGCCAAGAUCAUUACAGCUGAAAGUGGGAAGCCGCUGAAGGAGGCGCAGGGGGAAGUUGCCUAUUCCGCCCUUUUCCUAGAGUGGUUUUCAGAGGAGGCCCGCCGCGUCUACGGAGACGUCAUCUACACCCCCGCCAAGGAGAAGCGGGCGCUGGUCCUGAAGCAACCCCUUGGGGUGGCCGCGGUCAUCACGCCGUGGAAUUUCCCCAGCGCCAUGAUCACCAGGAAGGUGGGGGCCGCCCUGGCCGCCGGCUGCACCGUGGUGGUGAAACCCGCCGAGCACACGCCCUUCUCCGCCCUGGCCCUGGCCGAGCUCGCGGACCAGGCUGCAAUUCCUCCCGGCGUGUACAACGUCAUUCCCUGCUCCAGAGCGAAGGCCAAGGAAGUCGGGGAAGCACUUUGUACUGACCCUCUGGUGUCCAAAAUCUCCUUUACUGGCUCAACGGCUACCGGAAAGAUACUGCUGCACCACGCAGCUGGCUCUGUGAAGAGGGUCUCCAUGGAGCUGGGCGGCCACGCCCCGUUCAUCGUCUUCGACAGUGCCAACGUGGACCAGGCUGUCGCGGGAGCCAUGGCAUCCAAAUUUAGGAACUCUGGACAGACUUGCGUUUGCUCAAACCGUUUCUUGGUGCAAAGGGGUAUCCAUGAUUCCUUUGUGAAGAAAUUUGCCGAGGCAAUUAAAACGAACCUGCGUGUGGGUAAUGGAUUUGAGGAGAGAACUACUCAAGGCCCAUUAAUUGAUGAAAAGGCGGUAGAAAAGGUAGAGAAGCACGUGAAUGACGCAGUGUCCAAAGGCGCCACUGUUGUGACAGGCGGGAAGCGACACCAACUUGGAAAAAACUUCUUUGAGCCCACACUGCUCAGCAAUGUCACCAGGGACAUGCUCUGCUCUCACGAAGAGACGUUUGGGCCUCUGGCACCAGUUAUCAAGUUCGACACAGAGGAGGAGGCUGUGGCGAUCGCUAACGCAGCUGACGUCGGGCUGGCAGGUUAUUUUUACUCUCAAGACCCAGCCCAGAUCUGGAGAGUGGCCGAGCGGCUGGAAGUGGGCAUGGUGGGCGUGAACGAGGGGCUGAUCUCCUCUGUGGAGUGUCCUUUCGGCGGGGUGAAGCAGUCUGGCCUCGGGAGAGAGGGGUCCAAGUACGGCAUCGACGAGUACCUAGAGCUCAAAUACGUGUGCUUCGGGGGCUUGUAGGACUCGUCAGUGCUUUAAAAAAUAAAGAAAGGAAGCUGACGUGCACUUACGGGGACAUGCCAUCCAUUAUUCUAGGUGAACUUCUAGGUGAGUGGAAUUAGGGAUUUUUCAAACUCCUCCAAUACUCAUGAUCUUAAGCACAGGUGAGCCCCACCCCUCCCCUUACCUAACGAGGGACCAGCAGAUGCCACACGUCUGGGGCGCAGACUCCCCAAGAACCAGCACUGCGUGUAUAGAGCGAAGCCCUGGGACUCCACCAAGAGCUGGGUGUCCCGUCCCAGAGGCUCAUCACUGCCUGGGCCGUGACCCCGCCAUCUCCCCUGUGGCUCUGAGCUCACACCAGAGAGGGCUGCCCGGAGGACCCCUGAGCAUGAGGACAGGCCGGGCAGAGGUGGGCCCACCGUCCCUGUCAAUCUCCUGGCUCAGCUCUACACGCCCGUGCCGUGUAUUCCUAAAUGUUGCCACAGAGACUGAACUGAUCAUUUUUAAGACUUCGCAGUAGCACAGAAUCUCCUGUGUUUCUGUGAGGAAAGAAAGAACACGCCUCUCUUUUUCUGGACCUUUUUUCUUAAGCUUAUUUUUCCAGUAAUCUCUACACCCAGCAUGGGGCUCAAACUCACGA